Messenger RNA from Moesziomyces antarcticus, 5283 nucleotides. RefSeq names its product vps54-domain-containing protein. Gene Ontology annotation, biological process: retrograde transport, endosome to Golgi; Golgi to vacuole transport. The transcript has a single exon. Gene Ontology annotation, molecular function: syntaxin binding. Gene Ontology annotation, cellular component: GARP complex. Lineage: Eukaryota; Fungi; Basidiomycota; Ustilaginomycetes; Ustilaginales; Ustilaginaceae. The record is from RefSeq and is a predicted model, not a curated record. The coding region runs from base 1 to 5283 and encodes 1760 amino acids.
AUGGCCGCCCAACACUUUCUCGACAUCACGCCGAGCGACCAGAGAGAUGCACACACACUACUCUCACACACGCGCGGUUGGGCCAACACACCUCCUGCUUACCAUCCCCUGUCUCCCAUCGACGCGCAUUUGGCGGCAUCGGCUCAUACUUCUCAAUCCACGCCUUGGAGCGUCGGCACCAUGUCUACCGGCAUCGACGACAACGCGGCUCCGGCCUCGUCCAGUCGUCAUGCCGCCUCGUCUUCCAUACCCAAUGCCGCCCAUCACGAGCAGGCCUCGUCGCUUCGCAAUGGCAUCGCUAGUCCACAGAGCCCCGGAUCAGAAGCAGACUCGACCAUCCAUUCCACCGCCUUCGCUCCUAGCAUCCUCGCAUCGCGUCUGGGUAGGAGCAUCUACUCGUCGACUGCUGCAGCUGGCUCCUCGCUCAGCCUCGCCGGCUCAGGUGUCAACUCGCCCGCGCUCGCCCUCACCGGUUUCAAUGCAGUCUCCACCGUGCUCAACAACCCAUCCAAGCGUCAGCAUCCCAUCGAUCCCAAAUCAUCCCGUUUCCCUCCCGUCGCAUCCAGCCAUGUCCCCGCCGACAUUCCCAAGGUCAAAAAGGCCGAGCUCGAACCUUACCUCUCCACCGUCAGGCCAGAAUGGGACCGCUUCAUGCGCAAUCAGAGCAUGGGAAGGCAAGGCAAAGCCACGUUGGAGCAGCAGCAGCAGCAGCAGCUACGCUCCCAAGAAUCGAGCCAUGACUCGGAACGGCUCGGCAAAUCCGACCGCCGUCACCGUGCCACGCCGAGCAUCGCCUCCCUCUCUGCCGACCUUCAGGCCGUCCCACCACCACAGGCUCGCAAGCGCCUCCCCAACCUGAGUGCUGUGCCGCAGAUCUUCUUCGCCGAGGACUUUGACCUCGCCAAUCCUUACACCUUUGACCAGGUCACCGAACGAUACAAGGCCACCUCCUCCUCUUCCCCCGCGCACCCCGACGGCGCCUCGGCACCCACCUACGACGUCGCCCUCAACCAGAUGCUUCAGGAAAAGCUCAGCUACUACUCGGACGUCGUCGAGCAGCAUCUCAUCAUCGAAAUCGGUCAGCAAUCCUCUUCUUUCUUUGCCGCGCUCGAGAACCUCAACGACCUCAAUGCAGAAGCAGAGAGUUGUCUCAGCAAGAUCCACGCGCUCAACUCCGACCUCGACCACAUCGACGCAAACCAAGCACGCAAGGGCCUCGACGUCAUCCGACACCAGCAUCGUCGCCGCCAGCUCGAACACCAACAGUCCGCCGUCGUCGACGUGCGUCACAUUAUCGAGCGACGCGACCUCGUUCGCCUCCUUCUUCAACAGGGCGAGACAGAGGAGGCACUCGAGAUUCUCAAUGCCCUCCGAUCCACCUUGCGGCCAAACAUCAGCGAUGCGCAUGAGGCAGAAAACAGCCUUGCCACACCUCAAAGUGCUGGCCAGGAUCACAUCAGCAUCGAUUUUACAAAUCUCGGCUGCCUUGCAUCCCUCCCUGGCGAGCUCCAACAGAUGGAACAGAGCCUCUCGACCAUGCUCGAGCAAGACCUCAUCGCCAUCCUCAAGCAAGACCAUCAAGCCCGUCUGUCGUCCCUUGACAAACAACCCACCUCAUCCGACUACUUCACCGGCGCUGCCAAGCCGGACGAUCCGCAGGGCUCCCACAUGGGCCUCACGCUCGGCACAAACGUCGCCGCCACCGAGUCGGUUCUGACCCCCUCCAAACCGCCCGCGUCGCCCUUUGGUCACUCUGCCAACGCUCUCUCCUCCGACGAUGCUCAGCUGGCAUCUCGUAUCAAGCCGCUCGUCAUCGGUCUCGCGCGUACCGGUGGCAUCGAAAAUGCCGUCGCCGCCUAUCGCGACGUAGCCAUCCAAGCCGUGCAAGACGCCUGGAGCACCUCGCUCACACGGUCGGCUGCCAACACGGACGAGACCGUCAACUGGCUCCUUGCGCAGGAUGCCUCCAAGCCCAUCGACCACGACGCUCUGCCGCCACAAGCUCUCCCCAUCCGCGACAUGGACCAUUCCGCCUUCCUGCACAUGGCACGCUCCCUCUUCGAUGUCCUCAUCGAGUGUCUCAAGGGUAUCGAUGCCCAGUGCAAGCUCCUGCCCCGCCUCUUGGACGAGUUGAAUUCUUCGCAACAAGUCAGCCGCGACCAUACCCAAAAGUCCAGCACAGCUCCCAACGGAGAAGCCUCGCCGGACAGUACAGUGCCUUUGCCGCCAACCAUGCCAGAGGGAGUGCCGACCAAUCUGCCGGCCAGGCUAUCGGACGUCGUCGUCGCCUCGGCAGAACAUGCGCACACUCUGUCUGCGCGCUUGCUUGCGCUCCGCGCACCUCCGCACGCCGCCCUCGAGCUGCCUUCCUUCCUGGUCGUCUUCCAGCUCUGCUGGAGCUUCGUCCUGUCUUCCGAGCAGCUCUGCCGCAAAAUGAUCGUAGGCCUGCGAGGCACCGUACUCAGCCAGGCCAAGGGCUUCCUCGCCACCUUCCAUCGCCGCCGCAUCGAGCGCGCAGCCAAGGCUGUCGAGGAGGAGACUUGGGCCCAGGCAGACGUCGGAGCCGACAUCCAGGCCCAGAUCCGCCUCAUUGUCAGCAGCGCUGUUGAGGAUCCCGCCGAGCUCGUCGUUACGGCAGGCGACCAUCAGCGCGACACCAGCACGCAACAAGCUGCUCCCGAAGCCGCCGAGGCGGAGCCGUCUACGACGUCCAAGACGCUCGUCAUCGAGGACAGGCAGUACUUUGUCGUCGAUGCCAGCCUCGACGUGCUUUCGCUACUCGUCGACUACAUCAAGGUCAUCAUCAACCUACCUUUGCUCACCACCGAGGCCAUGGCGAGGGUGGUCGAAUUCCUCAAGCAGUUCAACUCGCGCACGUGCCAGGUGGUGUUGGGCGCCGGCGCCAUGCGCUCUGCCGGUCUCAAGAACAUCACCGCCAAGCAUCUGGCGCUGGCCUCGCAGUCGCUUUCCAUCAUGAUCUCGCUCAUCCCGUACAUCCGCGAGACGGUGCGUCGCCACCUGCCGCCCAAGCAGGCCGUCAUGCUCACCGAGUUUGACAAGCUGCGUCGCGACUUUCAGGAGCACCAGUACGAGAUCCAUGCAAAGCUCGUCGCCAUCAUGUCCGAUCGCCUCACCGUUCACUGCCGCACGCUCAGCACCGUCGACUGGAACAGCGCCGACAAAGGAGGUGCCAACGCCAAUGAUGCUCAAACCGACGCAAAUGGCACGGAACCGGAGCCGAACAAAUACGCGGUGGAUCUGGUCAAAGAGACCGCCACGCUGCACAAGGUGCUGAGCAAGUACCUGCAAGGCGUCGUGGUCGAGCACGUCAUCGGCCAAGUGCUUCGCGCGAUCGAUGCCCGCCUUGCACAGGAAUUCGAAACGAUUCCGAUGCAAAAGCAGCAGGCAAUAGACCAGAUGCAGGCAGACGUUCGCUAUCUUGGAACCAAGCUGUCCACCUUGCAGCAUGUCGAGUGGAAAGACGAAGCGCUGCAACAGGUGCUCGAAGCCAAACGCGCAGCCCAGCCACCUGCCAUUAGUGUGUCGGCAUCCGCAGGCACCUCGACGCCCAAGGACGAGACUGCACCUGGAUCGCCGGCUGUCGACAAGCCACCAUCAUCGCCGUUUGGUCCAGUCACCUACAAGCCACGCAUUCCCAACAUCUUUGCUCGUCGCCAGCAGCAGCAGCAGCAACAGCAACAGCAGAGUCAGUCGAACAGUCCACGUGGCUCGACCGACAUUCCUGGCACUCUGACUCCGAGCGAGACACGACGUUCUGCCGAGGCGACGCCGCGCUCGAGCCUGCAGCAGCAGCCGACAACGGCGUCACAGAGGCCCUCGCAAGAGACUGCAGGCGUAGACAACGCCGGCGUGUCGGGUCCCGAACCGCCAAGCAAGAUGGAAGGAGCUGGUGCGCGCAGCAUCGAAGAAGAGAUGCACGACGUGCCGCCAACCCCGCCUGCCAAGAAUGAUGUGAUCCAACCGACGGGUGCGGCCAAGGAUGGGGAGGAAGACGUUCGCGCGUCGGAAGAUCUGGUGGCGCCUGUCGUGCCUGCACCGGACGCGGUUGCGAGGGUUCUCAAGGAGGGCACUCCCCGCGCCUCUGCCGAUCUUGCCGCCGAACCGGCUACGCAUGCGUCUGCAGCGCUUGAUCAGGAGGCACCCGCUACUGCGGUCACCGAUGAUGCCGCGCAGGCGGGCCAGCAAGGAGGCGUUCGGAAGAGCGAGGAUGAAGCCAUAGCAACAGCAGAGAGCGCCGGGGAGUCGGAAAAGACGGACGAAGCAGCAGUCGACGCAAAGCUGCAGCAGAGCUCAGAAGAUGCUGCCAAGGCUCGGUCUUCGAUCGACGUCAGUGCUGUCAGUAGCGCUCCAGUCCCGGAAUUGUCGACACCGACCAAGGCGACGAGUCGAGCGCAGGGCGUAUUCAGUGGCGCCGAGUCGUCGCCUGUGCGCAGCGGUGCAUCGACGCCAGCGACUGCGACGCCGACGGGCACGCCCGCCAAGCCGGGCAGGAUGUCUCUCAAGGAGCGUCUGGCGGAAGCAGCCCGGAAGCGAGCACAGCAGAGUGCGCCUCCUGCGCCGACGGCUGCGCCUGCUCAGCAGAGACAGCCUGUCCAAGCGUCGGCAGCCCCGAAGAGCGAGGCAAAGGGUGCCGAGGCAGUGCCAGAGAAGUCGGACUCUCUCGGCGUCGAGACACCGUCCGCGAGUGUCGACGAGGCCAAUGCUACUCCGGCUGUCUCAAAGGAUGAGGCACAGGCUGCGGAAGCGGUACCCGAGAAGUCAGACGCUGGUGAGGUCGACACGCCGUCUGCUGCCGUUGCGGAAGCCAAGGCAGACGAUGGCAAGCCCACUUCGGCGGGCGCGAGCGAAGCCACAGCACAGCCCGAGGAUGCAGCCACAGCACAGCCCGAGGACGCUGCCAAAGCACAGCCCGAGGACGCUGCAAAGACAAAUGGCGUGGAGGAGGCGAGUGCCGAAAAGGAGGCAGAGGUCCUAGCAGUAGCCGCAGCGGACGAAGCCAUCGCCGUGUCGGACUCGACGCCAGCCUCGACGGUCGAAGCUUCUCAGGAUGACGCUGCAGCUGUCAAAGCCGAGGUCAUCCUGGAGCAGAACGAUGCCGAUGCUGCCGAAGAUGGCGAUGGUGAUGGUGAUGGCGACGAAGGGGAAGCGGAAGGAGGCGAUGCAGACACCCACGAGGCGACGCACGACUCGGCGGUGAGCGGUGCGUCGGGCGCGGGCGGCAAGAAGAACAAGAAGAAGAAGAAGAAGGGCAAGAAGAAGUAG